AUGGCACCAAGCAUUCAGCAACUCCAUAACCUUGCACUGGAGAAAGAGCAGUUAAAAAAGAGAGCAGAAGAAAUCACCAGACAGGAGAUGCUCCUCAGAGCUCAGAUACAUCCUGAUUCUGACCUUCAAAUUGCUCAAACCAAUGAAAUGACCUCAGUCACAGACCCUUUCUUAGGACACACGAGCCAGGCAGACUUACAUUCAAGGCAAGAAAGUUCAGAUAGUGGACUUGGUGGAAUGGGGACCAACUACAGUUUAAAAUCUUCCGAAGAUUUCCUGUCAAAUGUAGAUGAAAUGGAUACACAAGAUGGGGGACACAAAAUGCAAAGUCCAGGUGAUUUUAGCAACAUGGACAUUGGGAAUGUAGGAGACAGUGGUGAAAACACAAAUAUGGACAGUGAUGACUUGGUUCCAAGCUUACAAGAAGAUAUCACAACUGAACUGUUAAAUGAUGUGGAGAAUGUAUUGAGUACCACAAAAGUGGAUGGUCUGCUAUGGUUGUGA
Molecule: messenger RNA, 504 nt
Organism: Acanthosepion pharaonis
Lineage: Eukaryota; Metazoa; Mollusca; Cephalopoda; Sepiida; Sepiidae
Source: the annotation of a GenBank genome assembly